Molecule: messenger RNA, 633 nt
Organism: Juglans regia (Persian walnut)
Lineage: Eukaryota; Viridiplantae; Streptophyta; Magnoliopsida; Fagales; Juglandaceae
Exons: 1
Coding region: 1-633 (210 amino acids)
Source: RefSeq, a predicted model, not a curated record
AUGGACCGAUCAGGAAUGCCACAUCCGGAACUUGAGAACGACGUGUCCCAUGUUGAUGAGAAUCUCGUUUUGGCUAGAGCCUUAACUCGUAUGACAGAAGUUCUUCAACAGAAUUUUCCGCCAGAAAGGGAGCAACAGAGCGGUUGUCUGUAUGAACGUUUUUUAGCUCAUAGGACCCCUGCUUUUUCUGGACAAGAGGAUCCACUUCGUGCUGGGAGGUGGAUUAGCGAUCUCAAAAAGACGUUCGAGAUCUGUGAGUGUUCUGAAGUUCAGAAAGUUUUAUACGCAAGUUAUCUGCUGCAAGGUGAUGCAACUACUUGGUGGGAGACUAAGCGAGAGCUUUUGGAAAUGGAGUUAGGAUCUAUUGCAGCGGUGUCUUGGGUACGUUUUAAAAGGGAAUUCAAUGAUCGUUUCUUCCCGAACACUAUGAGGAAGCAGAUGGUCCGAGAGUUUAAUAAUUUAGUGCAAGGGGAGAUGACGGUUGAGCAGUAUGCUCGGAAGUUUAUAGAACUCGGAAAAUUUGCUACGCAUUUAAUUGCCACAGAGGAGAUGCGUUUUGGGCAAUUUCAGGAGGGUCUACAUCGAGAGAUUCGUAGACAGGUUGCUUGUCUGCAAAUUCUGACCUUUCAGUAG